Messenger RNA from Daucus carota subsp. sativus, 11224 nucleotides. RefSeq lists its product as uncharacterized. The record is from RefSeq and is a predicted model, not a curated record. Bases 394 to 10899 code for a protein of 3501 amino acids. Gene Ontology annotation, biological process: protein targeting to vacuole; protein retention in Golgi apparatus. The transcript is spliced from 48 exons. NCBI's taxonomy places the organism in Eukaryota, Viridiplantae, Streptophyta, Magnoliopsida, Apiales, Apiaceae. Gene Ontology annotation, cellular component: extrinsic component of membrane.
UCUCGUCUUCUACCCAUCUCUCACCCGUCCCCUCUAUAUAUAACGCCACUUCUCUUCCCCUGCAUCUCUCUCCUACCAUCUCUCUCCUUCCGCCACCACCGUGACCCGCCGGAAUAUCCACCGUCGGCGUCACUUACAUCACCAUUACCGGACAAUUUCCCUUCCUCUCUUCAUCAUCUCUCAUCUCUCUCCCCAAAUCACAACAAUUACAUACAACACAACAUAAACCCUCACACAUCUCAUAAUAUACACACCUAAAUAAAUUCUCCCCCCGCCUCUCUCUCUCUCUCUCACACACACACACACAUUGUAUCUUCGUGUUGGAUUGCAAACAAGCAAAACCCUAACAAACUCUGUUUCAGGUUCCGGUGGAUGUACCGUAAGUAAAGUGCAAUGUUUGAAGGUCUCGUCAGACAAUUGAUUGUCGGUUAUUUAGGGCGGUAUAUUAAAGACAUUCACAAAGAGCAGCUCAAAAUCACCCUAUGGAAUGAAGAAGUAAAACUGGAAAAUGUGGAGCUGAUUCUUGAAGCUUUUGACUACCUUCAGCUGCCAUGUGCUCUGAAAGAAGGUCGUGUUGGGAGGUUAAGCAUUAAAAUUCCAUGGAAGAAGCUUGGUUGGGACCCUAUCAUAAUUAGUUUAGACGAUGUUUUGGUCUGCGCAUGCCAGCGGAACGAUGAGGAGUGGAGUAAGGAUGCUGUUGAAAGAAGAGAAUUUGCUGGCAAAAAGGCGAAACUUGCUGCUGCAGAAUUGGCAAAAUUGUCAAAACGUUUUUCUGAUGAUCAGGCUGGAACUUCAUUCAUUUCAUUUAUUACAGCAAAGAUUCUUGAUGGCAUUCAAGUUUCCAUACGGAAUGUCCAUGUCCUCUAUCGUGAUAUGUUGACGGACGGGGCACAUGUGGAGUUUGGUUUGAAGUUUUCUAGCUUGACGUUAAUGAAGCAAAGUCCUGCCGGGGUUUCAAGUGGAAAGGUGAGAGGUAAUCAAGUUGCAAAACUUGUUGAAGUUCAAAGCUUAGAAAUCUAUUGUAGGACUUUUCAAAGAACUCUUGAUGGAAUAAGGAUUGGUAAUGAUGGAACUGAGCAUGUUGAUAGUACAAAGAACCUACACGAGGGGCAUAUAAAUGUCUUGGCUCCAGUUGAUGUCUCGAUAUCUCUUUUGGUGAACAGACCUGGAAAUCUCGAGAGUGAUGCCCCACAAUAUUCCAUUAAUUUCACCCUAACUGGUUUGGUCAUUUCCCUGGAUGAGGUGCAGUUGCAAGAAAUUUUGAAUCUAUAUGAUUAUCUGAGUACUUGUCGUUUGAGAGAGAGAUAUGGACAAUAUCGACCUUGGGCUAGUCCUUUAUCAAAGAAAGUUAAGGGAUGGCAAAAGUUAUGGUGGCAAUAUGCUCAACAGUCUGUGUUAUCAGAUGUUUGUAAAAGAUUGAGGAAAACUUCGUGGAAAUACCUUGGAGAACGGCUAAGCCGACGUCACAAGUAUGUGAAACUGUACAAAACGAAAUUGGAGUGUCUUCGACAAGAACUGUUGCUUGAUGACGAUGUUCUUUGGGAGUUGGAGCAGAUUGAGAAAGAGGCAGAUAUUGAUGAAAUAUUAGAUUAUAGAUCUGUUGCAGAAUGUGUGAUUGAGGAAUUUCUAGAAGAUUCUUCUUCUAGUUUUGGAGCAAAGGUUGCUGACGUUGCUGCUGAUAAUUCAGUAGAUGAUGAGCACUCUUCUAGUAAGCCACGUGGAUGGUUGAACUGGCUGUCACGUGGCAUGCUCGGUGCUGGAGGAACAGAUGAUUCUAGUCAAUUUUCUGGUGUUGUUUCAGAUGAAGUAAUCAAGGAUAUCUAUGAGGCAACCAAAUUUUAUUCAGUACCUUCCUUAGGUGGGGAGACAGCUUCGGAUGAAAUUUUUUUAUCUUCUGUGAAGUUCAACAUUAAUCAGAUCACUGCAACACUAAGGAGCAUGAAACAUAAUCGUGCUAUUGCUGAUUUGCUUUUCGAAGGGGUUUUUAUUGAAUGCAAGAUGUGGGAGAAAUCUGCUCUAGUUACUUCAACAAUCAACUCCGCUCAGAUAGUUAAUCCAUCAAACAAGCAAGUCAUUUUAGUUAUAAGAAGGGCAAUUACUUCCAAACAUGCUCCUGAACUGAUGGAAACUUCUGUAAAUAUACAAGUUGAUUUGUCACCCCCAAAUCAUGAUAAUGAAUUAUCAGUAAAGGUUAUGCUUCAAUCACUGGAAUUGACCUUUGAUUUGGACUUCAUCCUUAAUGUUAUGGAGCUGUAUCAAAUAAUACGCUCAUUCACAUUUCAGCAAGAAAGGGUUUUGUUAUCAUUGAAUGGUAUUGAUGAUGACAAAGUUCGACUGCUAUCAAAGGCCGAAUACAUGUUAUCCAGUCGCAAGAGGGUUAUGUGGGAUGUCCAAAUUUUCCAUAAUCUGAUAGGUGUAAUAUGGCAAGAUACAAAUGCAGAUACUUACAAAAUGGUAUUGGAGUCACAAGCUCUUAUCUUUCGGUCGAUACGUGAUAUGGGCUCUGCUUCAUCGGAUAUGAGUUAUCAGCCGCGCCUCUUUGAAUUUCAGCUCUCAGACUUGUAUGAUUGCUUUGAGAUCAAAUUAGAUGAUUUUGAGAUAAAUCUAUUACUGCCCUUGAACUCUCAAAUGCUUUCUAUCUUGGAUAAGCUUGGUGUUUCUCUUACCUUGUCAUCAUGUAUCCUCCCAGAUGAGCCGAUCCUGAAAAGCUCCGAGGUUUAUAUAAUUAUAUCAUCUUUACUUGCACAUUUUUCGCUGUCAAGAUAUUGUGCAAUACUGGAAUUGAUUUCUAACUUCAGUGCACUGAAACCGGCAGCAGACCCAGCAAUGCUGAAAAUGGCCGCCUCGUCACAGAAACAAUUCAAUAGAGCAAGAACUUCUAAUCUUAAUUGUUUCUCUGUUGUUGCUAAUUUGGGAUCAGCCAGCUUACUUGUGGACCUUGAAAAUGGUACUGAACAUAGCUGCAUUUUGAAGCUUUCUCUGCACGAGUUGAAUUUUCGGCUAUCUAUUGCAAAGCUCUUUGAGUGGUGGAUUGGUAGCAAGGCCUUGAAAGUUAUCACUUGUCCGAUUAAAAAUGAGGAUGAAAUACGAACUUUGUGCUCGGCUAAAGCUACUGUUUCUAACAGCUACGCGCAAGCACAUGGAGCAGAUGGUGAUAAAAAUAUAGUUAUUGAUAGAGAUGGUACUUCUGAUGAGAAAUGCCUAUUGUUAUAUUAUCAAGGAAGGAGAAACUCAGAUUUAAAUCAUCACAAGUAUUCAAUAUGGUUUAAUGAUGUUGACCUGCAUUUUUAUCCAUAUAUAAUUGGUCAGCUGGUUGGAUUUUCUGAUAAACUAGCCAAGUGCGGGGCAUCUCAUGUUACCAUGGCCAGUGCCGCUGUUGAGAGCUGUUUAGCAAAAGGGUCUGGUUUUGAGAUCCAAAGAUUUGGUUUCUCAAACUACUUUGGCAGAAAUGCUGACGAUUUGGAUUGCAUUCCAGUGGAACAAUUUCCUUUUAUUACUUCAAAUAAUGAUGGUCCUCUUCUCAACCUUGAAAGUUCACUGAAAUAUGCCGUUCCUGAGUGGAGAGAUCUACCUAAAUCGAAAGAGAGAAAAAUUAGAAGUCCAAGAUUUAGUUUCAAAAAACAAUUUGAACAAAUAAUUGCUCAGCCAGUUGAUCCUAGAUCUGAUGAUGAGGUUUUGCCUACAUCGUUGCCUGUUGAUAGGGCUGAUAUGUUUGCAGUUGAAUUAAAUCUCAGCAGUGUUCGACUGCAUUUUCAUGACUCUGCAAGUUUGAUUGGAACAGUUACAGUGCCUACCUCUAUAUCGUCUAUAGUCAUCUGUGAUGGUUGCUUUGAUGUAUUGUUUUCUUGCGAGGGAGUAACCCUUUCAUCAGCUUGGUGUAAUCAACAUCAUAGUAACAUUUUAUGGGGAUCUUUAUUACCUGAUCUCCCUUCAAUUCUGAACAUACGAGUCAGGAAAGGAAUGAACGGAUCACUAGGUUCCAUGAUGGAAUUAAGUAUCAGUGUGCAGCAUGUUUCUUGCAUUUUACCGCCUGAAUAUUUAGCAAUAUUAAUAGGCUAUUUUUCGAUUUCCGAUUGGAGACCAAAUGCUAAGCAGCAUUCAGUUGCUGAAACUUUUGAGUUAGCCAAUACUGAAACGAAUAUUAAUCUUAAGUUUGAGGUUUUGGACUCUGCUUUAUUUGUACCAGCUGGGAAUGAUGACUUUCAUCUUUUAAAGCUUAACAUUCAGCAAUUACUUUGUAGUUUCAUAGAAAAUUGCAGUUCAGAAAUUGUGCUGAAUGACAUUCCUGUUGAUUGUUUGGUUCCAGUUCAUAAAGUUGAUGGCAAGAAUGACUGUUGGAACAUAUCUGCACGCGAUUUAUCUCUUCAAUUGUUGCUCUUGAAGGAUGAUGCCUCUGAUUUCUUGGUAUCGGAUAAAAGCGCAACAAAAAUAAUUGCUACCUUAAUUUCUGAGCUUAGUGCUGAUGUAUGGAUUAGAGUGCCGUGCAAGUCCGUGUUGCUUUCUGUAGGCUCUUCUCCACUAUGCAUUAUGGCAAGGAUCUGCCAUAUUCAGUUUACGGUCGAAGGUGUUCAUGUACUUGCUGGCUAUGAGAUUCUAAUAGAUAUUAUAAAUCAAUUUUCCUCUGUUGAUGCCGACUCUCGAGGUUUCACAUCAGAUGUUGAGCAGUUUCUCCAGUUUAAGAGGAGUACAAAAGAAAGAAAAGGAGUUCUAGCUGAAUCUUCAAGUGUACAAUUGACAGAGAUUAAGUGUUCCUUCAAUUCAGUUUCACUGAAGUUGUACACCUCCAAAUGCGAUUUACCUGCAUCUGUACCUACUUUUGAAGCUGAAACACAGUUUCUAUGCUAUGCUUCGUUAAGAAUCGGCGAACCUCAUUACCUGGAUAUUUCGUUCUCCACUGUAUCACUAUUCUCACUUACUAAUUCUGUUAGGUUAGUGGAGUGCUGCUCAAGCUCAGUGGUUAGUGAGUUUAAUAUUUUAACCGCGGCAGUGGCAGAAAUUGAAGCUCGUGUUUCUCUUCCGCCACUAGACAUAUGGUUUUACUCGUCCGACUGGAGUGAGUUCAUUGACCUAUGUAGUUCAUACUUUAAACAUACACCCGAAAAUCCGAUCGUGAAAGUAUCAUCAAGAAAAUCAAUCAAUGAUCUUGUAGAGCAAGCUGAAAAUGAAGUUGAUGUUUCUAAUCCUCCACAAUCUGAUAGCGUGUCGAGUACAUUUGCAUCAUCGAACAUGAAGCCUGGUACAAGUUUGCUUCAUUUGAAGUCAGAAAAUAUUACCACAAAAGUCCAUAUACCUGUCCGAGUCAGUGGCGAGCUGUUUGGUGAAUUUACUGAGCUCCAAGUUCACAAGGAUUCAAGCGACAUGUACGAAGCAGACCACUAUGGUUUCAUUGUAUUUACUCUGGAAAGUAAAAGUAGUGAACUAGUUUUUGAUGGCAAAUCUGCAAAAGUAAAGUCCAACAUUGGAAAAAUAAAUGGAACAGUUGAAUUGUGCAAGGAAAUAAGUGAACGAGUGUGGCGUUUUUUUCAGAUCUUGCAAGUAUAUUUGGAAGCUAACAUCAGUACACAGGUGGACCUUAUGCAGAUAACAGGAGAAGUUCGGUGUGAUAGCAUCGACGUAUGGCUUUCUCAUCAUAUAUUUUAUAUUUGUCGAUGUAUCAUGCAUGGAAGUUCUUCACAGGGGUCAUCGCAGUUUGCAUUUGGUAAAACAGACUUAAACUUAAAUCUGAGGAGGCUCUCUAUUCUUUUGAUUGAUGGGAAGCAAAGCUCUAAUGGACCUCUAUUAGAAGUUCUUCUUCGGCAUUCUAUCUUGUGUGCAGUAUGCAAUGACAAUAAUAUACAGACAUCAUUUACUGGGGAUCUUCAAGUGAACUACAAUAAUUUUCACAAGGUAUUGUGGGAGCCGUUUGUAGAACCUUGGAAGUUUAACUUGAGCUUAAAGUGGCGAAACCAGAACAGUGUUCUUCUUAACACUGCGCUCAUGGCUGAUAUGUCUCUUUCAUCAACAUCAGAACUUAACUUAAAUGUUACAGAACCCUUUGUCGAGGUUGUUUUUAGAGCAAUUGAUAUGAUUGCAGAUGCCUGGGGUCUUCAAGGGCUGACCAGUCAUUCUGCGAGCCCUAGUUUUUUAAAGAAUCAGACUAAAGACAGCAUAUAUAAUGGAAGAUAUGCUCCCUAUAGAAUACAAAAUUUAACUUCUUUGCCACUUGCUUUCCGCGUUAUUGAAGGCCCACUCAGCACUUAUUAUUCAGAUGCUUCAGCAUCCGAAGAUGAGAUAGUUGUUCAGCCCGGUUCUUCAAUUCCAAUUUAUAUUGAUGAAAGUCCAGAGGAGCAACUCUUCCGCUAUAGGCCUGCACAUUCUUCUGAGAGGCUUGGUGAUAAGCAAUUCAUGUACACAGCACACCGCUAUGUUACCAUUCGACUUGAGGGUACUUCUGUGCCCUCUACUCCUAUAUCAAUGGAUCUUGUAGGUCUUAGCUGCUUUCACGUGGACUUUUCAAAGUCAGCAAAGAGUCUAAAAGGUGAUGCCCCAGAUGGCUUGAAAACCAAUUCUGUAGGGAAGAACAAAGCUGAACUGGACAGUGGCUAUGUUGUUCCUGUUGUUGUGGAUGUUUCUGUACAACGAUAUACAAAAUUGAUCCGUUUGUACUCGACGGUUGUACUGUCAAAUGCUACUUCUACACCAUUCGAAGUAAGAUUUGAUAUUCCUUUUGGUGUGUCUCCGAAGAUGCUAGAUCCUAUAAAUCCAGGCCAGGAGUUUCCUCUUCCACUACAUUUGGCUGAGUCUGGGCGAAUGAGAUGGCGCCCUGUUGGCAAUUCUUACCUUUGGAGUGAGGCUUAUAACAUCUCAAGUAUAAUUGGACACGAAAAUAAUGUUGGAGUUCUGCGUUCUGUUGUUUGCUAUCCAUCUCAUCCAAGCAGUGAUCCGUUUCGCUUUUGCGUAUCAGUGCGUGACAUGUGCUUACCUGCAUCUGGCAGGCUCAAAGAUGGUACAUCUCAGUAUAGUGACAAUACUGUAAAGCAAUCAUUUGAAAAUUCUCGUCAAGUUAUGCCAGCAAUGGAUGAGUCGAAGAAGUAUUUUCUACACCUGGUUACUAUAAGUACUCCACUAGUAGUGAGUAACUUUCUACCUGUAUCUAUAACUCUAGAAAUAGAAAGUGGUGGAGUUACACGCUCUGCAAUAUUGACUGAGGUAGAAAAUUCUUUUUUCCAUAUUGAUUCUUCUCAUGACCUUGCAAUGGUCUUCAAGAUUCAUGGAUAUGGACCUUCGGUUCUAAAAUUUCCCCGUGCAGAAAAAUUUGGUGCUAUGGCCAAGUUCAGCGGAACAAAGUUCUCUGCAUCUGAAACCAUUUCCUUCAAUUCUGAUUUAUUAUCUGAGGGUAAUUUAUUUGUAUCGAUCGAGUUGAUUAUGGAUGCAGUCUCAGGAGCUCGUGAAAUAUACAUUUCAGUCCCUUUUCUGUUAUAUAACUGCACAGCGUUUCCACUUGUUGUUUCCAAUUGUGUCAGUGACAUGAAAGUGCGGGGUUGUACUCUUCCAUCUUGUUUUAAUUUGGAGGAAGAUCUACCCCCAAGCAGAAAAGAUGGUUUGAGUCUGCUGAUUUCUGAUCAAGAUUUCCAAAUAACCUUGCAUAAUGGUAAUUUGAGAAAAUCUUCAGACAAUCACAUUGUCUCAACUAGGAAGCUUUUGGAACCCCACUCUUCAACUUUACCCGGAACUUCAUACAAGGAAAUAAGAACAGUAGAAUCAACAGCAAGAAGUUCAGCAAAUUUGUCUGGUUCUAGCAGCCAGUCAAACUCGAAAUUUCCUGAUUUUGUAGAAUUUGAUCAUAAAAGGGUUGGUGGUUGCAUGUAUUCACCAGUUUCUAACUCCUCUGCAAGUGAUAUCAAGGUUCAAGUAAGUCGAGGCCAGCCCAAGGGUCACAAGGAUAGCAGUCAAAACUGUAUCUGGUCAAAUCCGUUCUCCCUUGCUCCCUCAACUGGUUCAAUCCGAGUUCCUGUUCCAUACCCAUCUCCGAAUUCUGGGUAUAUAAUAGCUGUUACAUCUACUGUGGUUACUGGGCCAAUUUCUGGGAGAACAAGGAUGAUUACUUUCCAGCCCAGAUAUGUGAUCAGUAAUGCAUGCAGCCGGAAUCUGUAUUAUAAGCAAAAAGGAACUGAUUCGAUUUCUCAUCUACGAGUGGGACAACAUUCUCAAAUACAUUGGGCUGAUAGUACACUAAGGGACCUACUAGUUUCUGUUCGUUUUGAUGAACCUUCAUGGCAAUGGUCAGGAUGCUUUUUGCCUGAGCACCUAGGUGAUACACAGUUGAAAAUGAGAAAUCAUGUUUCUGGUGCACUCAACAUGAUUCGCGUUGAAGUCCAAAAUGCGGAUGUUUUAAUUGGAGAUGAGAAGAUCGGUGGAAACUACAGUGGAAAUUCUGGCACAAACUUGAUCCUGAUAUCGGAUGAUGAUACUGGUUAUAUGCCAUACAGAGUGGACAAUUUCUCAAAAGAGAGACUACGGAUCUACCAACAAAAAUGUGAAACUUUUGAAACAAUUGUGCACACAUACACCUCAUGUCCUUAUGCUUGGGAUGAACCCUGCUUGCCCCAUCGUCUUAUUGUGGAGGUACCUGGUGAACGUGUUUUGGGGUCGUAUGCUCUUGAUGAGGUGCAAGAAUUUUCACCAGUAUACUUGUGUGCAACUUCUGAAAAGCCUGAAAGGACUUUGCUUGUAUAUGUCCAAGCAGAGGGAGCAGUAAAGGUCCUUAGUGUUGUAGAUUCAAGCUGUCACAGUCUAAAUGAUUUGAAGGGUCCCCGUGUUACUAGUUCAAAUGUGAGAGGAAAACAAGAUAAACAGGAAACUUCUACACAUGACAAGGAAAAGUUAUCAAUUUUUAUUCCUUUCAUCGGAAUCUCAGUAAUGAACUCACACCCGCAGGAACUGCUUUACAUAUCUGCAAGGAACAUGACAGUUGAUCUGGGUCGGAGUAUUGAUCAGGAAACAUUUUCCAUACAAUUGUCAUCUCUGCAAAUUGAUAAUCAGUUGCCCAGUACACCAUAUCCUGUUAUCCUGUCUUUCGAGUAUGAAAUUAGAAACAACCCAGUUGGUCAAAUAAGAAGAAAAGAUGAUAACACAAGGUUAACUAGUGAUAGUGAGGUUGAGAUUGUUGACGGUUCAUGUGAUCCUGUAUUCACCUUGGCUGCUGCAAAGUGGAGGAACACAGAUACAUCAUUGGUUUCGUUUGAGUAUAUAAGCCUAAAGGUGGCUGAUUUUCAUCUAGAGCUUGAGCAAGAAGUAAUUCAAAGUGUUUCUAGUUUCUUUAAAACCAUAUCAUCAAGGUUCAAUGGUGAUAUUUUGCCUGAUGGGGUUUCCAUGCUGAAUCUUACAUCUGAAAUUGGUUUGGUUGAUAUAACUUCUACAUACGCUCAGGGCCAUGAAGGUGCUGAAAGUGCUGACCAAAUUUCUGCUAGUAAUAUUCCUAUAGUUACUGGAAACCACAAGAGCUGCUCUUUAUUACCAUCAGUGGUUCCAAUUGGAGCUCCGUGGCAGCAGAUUUAUCUCUUAGCCAGAACCCAGAAGAAGAUAUAUGUUGAACUACUUGAUUUGGCUCCUAUAAACUUGACAUUAAGCUUUUCUAGUAGUCCAUGGAUGCUUAUGAAUGGAGUGCUCACAUCUGGAGAAUCUGUUAUUCAUAGAGGUCUCAUGGCACUUGCUGAUAUUGAGGGGGCACAAAUUCAUCUUAACCAGCUUCUUAUUGUACAUCAGUUGGCUAGUUGGGAAUCCAUUCAAGUGAUCUUGAUCAGACACUACAAAGGGCAGUUUCUUCAUGAGAUUUACAAGGUCUUUGGUUCAGCUGGUGUUAUAGGCAAUCCCAUGGGAUUUGCUAGAAGUGUAGGCCAAGGCAUUAGAGACUUCUUGUCAGUUCCUGCGAAAAGCCUUGUGAAGAACCCAACUGGACUCUUCACAGGAAUGGCACAGGGCACCACUAGUCUUCUAAGUAACACAGUAUAUGCCAUUAGUGAUGCUACUACUCAAUUUAGCCGUGCAGCACACAAGGGUAUCGUGGCAUUUACAUUUGAUGACCAAUCCGCAGAGAGGAUGGAAAAGCAACAAUUUGGUAUAUCAUCACAUAGUAAAGGCGUAAUUAGUGAGAUCUUGGAGGGCCUUACUGGUCUUCUUCAAUCACCAAUCAGGGGUGCUGAAAGACAUGGUCUUCCGGGUAUCCUCUCAGGUAUAGCACUUGGAGUCACGGGCCUUGUGGCAAGACCAGCAGCUAGUAUACUUGAAGUCACUGGGAAAACUGCACUGAGUAUAAGAAAUCGUAGCAAGCUGUACCAUAUGGGAUCCCACCGGUUGAGGGUCCGUCUCCCUAGGCCUUUAAGUAGAGAAUCUCCACUGAGGCCUUACUCAUGGGAGGAAGCCAUUGGAACGUCUGUGCUUUCAGAGUUUGAUAGUGGCUUGAAGCUGAAAGAUGAUAUUUUAGUUCUGUGCAGAAGACUUAAACAAGGUGGGAAAUUUGUGAUCAUUACAGAAAGACUGGUCUUACUUGUUAGCUGCCUUAGUCUCCUAGACCUGGGUAAACCCAGGUUUCGAGGGAUUCCAGCUGAUCCAGAGUGGGUAACAGAGGCUGAGAUCGGAAUGGAUAGUGUGAUCCAUGCUGAUGCUGAUAAUGAGGUGGUACAUAUUGUCGGAAGCAGUUCAGAUACAUUGUCAAGGCAAAAACAGUACCAUCUGAACAGAAAUGAUAGAAGAAGGUGGAACAGUUCCUCUACACCUAUCCCGCUUUACCAAACGAAUUUGGAGUUCACAUGCAUGGAAGAGGCAGAGAACUUUUUGCAGGUACUAUUGGCUACGGUUAGGAAGGGGCAAGAGCAGGGAUGGGGAUAUGUAAAUCUUCUUCAUCAGAGUAAUCUUAAGUAGUGGGAGUGAGAAGUACAUAUUAUUUUCUUCUCGCUUCCUGUCAAUAUAAUUAGAUAUAGGUCUUGUUUAGUAAAAUAGAGACAUAACAGCAGCUUUCCAGAUUAGAUCAAAGGCUGUUUGUAGUGUACAUAAUGUAGAUGCAACCAGUGUAUUGUAAUUGUAUAUAUGUUGUAACAUUUUGGGUCAGCAGCUGGUUUUAUACGAAAUGUCAGACAAAAAUAGUAUAGUGAAGCAGUCGGACGUUAUAUGGCUUGUUAAUGUAAAAGAAAUAUAGAUACAAUACGAAGAAUAAAUACAUUGCAAGACUCUGGAACAUUUCCUUUCA